Molecule: messenger RNA, 1601 nt
Organism: Grus americana (Whooping crane)
Lineage: Eukaryota; Metazoa; Chordata; Aves; Gruiformes; Gruidae
Gene: SPATA22
Product: spermatogenesis associated 22
Exons: 8
Coding region: 1-1098 (365 amino acids)
Biological process (GO): regulation of meiotic cell cycle; gamete generation; meiotic DNA repair synthesis
Source: RefSeq, a predicted model, not a curated record
AUGAAAAGGAGUCUAGCUGACACUUCAACUCGCAGCACAGCAGGUUGUCUGCCUGUGCCUCUCUUCAAUCAGAAAAAAAGAAAUAGACAGCCCCUCACUUCAAAUCCACUCAAAAAUGAGCCAGGUACCAGUUCUGGAACCUGUACUUACAGCUUCUCUCCCACAUCAUUUGGCUGGGGAACUGCAAACCUAGAAGUGGCUGAACUACAGAAAGCAGCAAACAAUGGCCAAACAGAACAUCAGAUGGCUCCUUCCCUUAUGAAACCACCAAAUGCAUCAAAGGCUAAUUUAGCAAAUGUUGGGAAAAGCUUGUAUGCCUGCAGGGCAGAAGAGAAGGCUCCCAGUACUAAAGUUUGGAACAGAAAUGAGUAUGCUCCUUUAACUAACACAACAGAUUCAAGAUCUGAUAGUGGAGUUAUUCGAAAGUUUGAGAGCCUUUCAAAUAGUUUGAAAACUGUUCAGCCACAAAAAACCCCUGGUAGCCAUAAUUCAUCUCAGCAUAUCAAAACAACAGAAACCACCCAAACAUACACGUCUAAAGGACAAUGGCCAGUGAAACCUAACACUAUUUCAAGAAGUCUGCAGGAUCAUAGUCUGGCAUAUAAAUUUAACCACAAUAUUCAGCAAAAUAAAAUGAAUGAAAAACAAUUUGAUUGUGUUCCAGAGGACAAAAGUCAGGAAGUUUCAUCAUCUCAAUUAAAAAUUAAAGAAAAAAAGAAUUCUUUGCGAAUCAUAUCUGCAGUCAUUGAAAGUAUGAGGCACUGGAGUCAAUAUGCUUAUAAAACUGCGCUAUUAUUUGAAGUUUUAGGCACACUUGAUUCUGCAGUCACACCUGGAGCAUAUGGGGCAAAGAAUUUUCUUUUGAGAGAUGGAAAGGAGAGUCUGCCUUGUGUAUUUUAUGAAAUUGACCGUGAUCUUCCAAGACUAAUUAGAGGUCGAGUGCACAGGUGCAUGGGAAACUAUGAUGCAAAAAGGAACAUUUUCAAGUGCGUCUCUGUAAGACCAGCAACUAUUCAAGAACAAAACACUUUCCAAGAAUUUGUUAAAAUUGCAGAUCUUGAUAUGACAGCAUAUGUAAAAACAAUUAAUGAAAUUUAAAAGUUAAAAUGGUUGUCCAAAACCCAUUUUCACUAAUCAUUACCCAUAAAAGCUGGACAUCAUAAAGCACUUACAAAACUAAUACUGAAAAUCUGAUUAAAUAAUUGAAAAUAUCACUAUGCUCUGUUAGCCAGCAAAUGUUAGUAACAAUGUUUUGUUUCCACUGUUACUUUUCAUAGUUUAUCUUUCCCAGUUAAAUGUGCAAUAACAGGGAUUUGUUACCUAGUAGAUUAGACUUUACUGGAGAAAUUCUGAAUUAAAAUGUUUAAGUUGUGCAGUAGCGGAAGUGUCUUAGAAGACCAUCAGUACUAGUUCAGAUUGCCAUUGCUUUUCAUUAUCUUCAAUUUUUAGAAAUUCCUUCAAUACCUACUUCAAAAUGUUGACUAUAUAUUACUUUUGAGGAGUAUUUGGUCAAAGUUUAAUAGUGAACAAACAUCAACAAAGUUCUCUUUGGCUCUGCAUAUUGCAUUAAAACUCCUCUUUGGUAGAAAGAAAGAAGGUAG